This is a messenger RNA of Branchiostoma floridae (Florida lancelet), 1308 nucleotides long. RefSeq names its product ryncolin-1-like. The coding region runs from base 1 to 699 and encodes 232 amino acids. The transcript is spliced from 5 exons. The record is from RefSeq and is a predicted model, not a curated record. NCBI's taxonomy places the organism in Eukaryota, Metazoa, Chordata, Leptocardii, Amphioxiformes, Branchiostomatidae.
AUGGUUGGGAAUAGGUUAGAUAGCAUUCGGGACAAAGUCAGGAGAAGACCCCGAGACUGUUCCACUCUGCUGCAGGAAGGGUAUGACAGCAGUGGGAUCUACACCAUCUACCCCUUCUCCAAUGAUGUACAGGGCAGUGGCAGAAGUGUGGGCGUGUUUUGUGACAUGCAUACUGACGGUGGUGGAUGGACAGUUUUCCAGCGUCGUCAGGAUGGUUCUGAGGACUUCUACCGGGGCUGGGCUGAUUACAAGGCUGGGUUUGGCAAACUGGACGGAGAGUUCUGGCUAGGUAAUGACAAGCUGCACCAGCUGACCAGCCAAGCCCAGUAUGAGUUGCGGGUUGACCUGGAGGACUUUGAAGGGAACAGUGCGUAUACACAGUACCAGGUCUUUACUGUGGGGAGUGAAGCUGAACGCUACAUGCUGACUUUUGGAGGAUACAACGGGACAGCAGGAGACUCUAUGGCCCAUCAUAAUGGCCGUCCAUUCAGCACCAAGGACAGGGAUUAUGAUGACAAACCUUACUCCUGUGCUCAGACCUACAAGGGAGCCUGGUGGUAUGGUAGUUGCCACAGUUCCAACCUGAACGGCCUGUACCAUGGUUCCCAUACAGACGGAGAUGGAGUCAACUGGGUAACCUGGAAGGGCUAUUACUCCCUGAAGUACACUGAGAUGAAGAUACGUCCCAUAGCUAACUAAAGCAGGGACAUACAAAGUUUGAAUUUGCUUGUAACACUGUCUGUUGGUCGUUGAAAUGAAAGACGUUCAACUCUUUGAAGUUUGAGAAAUCCUAUCAAUUUUACCAUAGAGCAGAAACAAAUUAUGUACUGUAGGAAUGUACACCCAAGUAACUACCCACUCAGUACCUGAACACAGGCACUAAACACGAGUGAAUUGUCCUAGCAAUACAAGAUAGUAUACAUACAAAGAGUACAACCUGCUUGGUUUAAAUAUUCACAUAAUCUUGUUUCCCCAGCUGAUUCUAUACCAAUCACUUCUCUAUCAUAUAUACACUGCUAAUAGAAGGCAAUUAUGCUAACACUGACAAUCACUGAAGAAAAAUUCAUAACAUAAAACAUGACUGUUGUAUGCAGUGUUUUUCUCUCAAUCUGUAUUAACAAUCCUUACAAUGAAUUUACCAGCAGAUGGUGAUUUCUAUUAGACUCUCACAGACAUAAAAUUAUGAAGCCAUUCAGUGUGACAUCUAUAGUCAAAUCAUGAUAUAAUAAACUUCCUACUAUCAUGAAAAGACUCCAUAGUGACUAUUAAAUUCAAUGAUACUGUAUACAUGUAUAUCACAAACCAAAC